AUGUCAACUGGAAACACGGCCGUGUACGAGAGCCUCAAAAAAACCCUGCCCAAGCUAAUUGAGCAGGCAAACUACUCCGAGUUGUAUGGAAUUGAUUUCAGCUCGAAUGCAGAGUGGACAACUGCGCAUGAGAAGGUGCUGCACAAGUUUCUUGUGGCAAACAAGUACGAGCUCGAGCCAUCAAAGACGCAGCUUCUGAACACUCUCAAGUGGAGAAAGGAGUUCAAGCCGCUCGAGGCAAAAGAUGAGGUUCACUCCGACGACCUCCAGAAGCUCGGGAUCAUCACCAAGUCGCCCAGUGGCAAGAUUAUCACUUGGAACUUGUAUGGGGCCAUCAAGAACCGCCAGGAAGUUUUCGGCAAAUUGGAUGCGUUCUUGCGUUGGCGUGUUGGGCUGAUGGAGCGUGGAAUCUCUCUGCUUGAUCUCAGCUCCGACGAGUUCGGCACAAUGGAUCAGGUCCAUGACUACAUGGACGUGUCGUUUCUUCGCAUGGACCGUGAGACCAAGGCGGCUUCUUCUAAAACCAUCAAACUGUUCCAGGACUAUUACCCGGAGUUUUUGAGUGCCAAGUACUUUGUGAACGUCCCGUUCUUGAUGACCUGGGUAUUUACGUUUGCCAAGGCCUUCAUGUCCAAAGAGACCGCAGACAAAAUGCACGUUAUUGGCAACGGCAAGGACUUGAGGUACGACCUAGGUGACUGGAUCCCCAAAGCUUACGGGGGCCGGGCUGAGUCGUUCGCGUCAAUUGCUGCCGAGGCAUCUUCUGGUGACAAGCCAGCGGCUUCUGCGGAAGUUGUGAAUAACGCCACCACCGCCGCGGUUGCUGCAACCGAAGCGCCGCUUAAUGCUUAA
Molecule: messenger RNA, 852 nt
Organism: Wickerhamiella sorbophila
Lineage: Eukaryota; Fungi; Ascomycota; Dipodascomycetes; Dipodascales; Trichomonascaceae
Product: Phosphatidylinositol transfer protein SFH5
Exons: 1
Coding region: 1-852 (283 amino acids)
Biological process (GO): Golgi to plasma membrane protein transport; regulation of exocytosis
Cellular component (GO): plasma membrane; cytosol; cortical endoplasmic reticulum
Molecular function (GO): phosphatidylinositol transfer activity
Source: RefSeq, a predicted model, not a curated record